Messenger RNA from Aspergillus ochraceoroseus IBT 24754, 1867 nucleotides. Its product is annotated as glycosyltransferase family 32 protein. NCBI's taxonomy places the organism in Eukaryota, Fungi, Ascomycota, Eurotiomycetes, Eurotiales, Aspergillaceae. The transcript has a single exon. Gene Ontology annotation, molecular function: alpha-1,6-mannosyltransferase activity. The record is from RefSeq and is a predicted model, not a curated record. The coding region runs from base 453 to 1592 and encodes 379 amino acids. Gene Ontology annotation, cellular component: mannan polymerase complex. Gene Ontology annotation, biological process: protein N-linked glycosylation.
CGACGCUGCCGGAUUCCCUCAAGUUUCAUCCGUAAAUCUUGUUUUCCACUAUUCCUCCGUCUAUUUCUUGUUGGACCAUUUUUUCACUCUCAGACAUCGCUCGUUGGUCUGUGGCGGCUGACGAGCACUGAAUUAUCAUCAUCUUACUCCCGUCAAUCAAUGUAGAUGAACUGAUCAUCUUCUUCUACAUAGAGUGCUCGUUUGCUUCCCAUGCUACUUUUACCAGCUGAAGUCCUGAACUAGUUCCAGCGUCCCAAGCCAUGCUUACCUGCUAAAAGGUCUUUUACCACUUUGCUCAUCUUUUCCCUUUUCUUCCAUCUCUUCAAGACACUCUUUACCCUCGUCUUAUCCUUCUUCUUCUUCUUCUUCUUCCUCUCUUUUUCUCCAUCUAAUCUCUUUUUUUAUUGGUAUUGUUUUUAUAGGUUUCUUUCUGUUCACACACUCUCUCCACCAUGGGUACGCUCUUUAUGAGCCCGAGUCGCUAUGUUGCGGCGAUCGUUGUCUUCCUCCUCAUCUUCAACAUGUACCUCUUCAACCGAGUUAUCCGCCUUACAACACAAAAUGAAGAGUUCUGUGAUACAUCAUUACAUACUUCACCUCCUACUGCUGCUGUUACAACCUCCCCAACAACAGUAGACCCUCUUCCCAAACCUGUUACCGUCACCGUUACCAAUAUCGUCACUACAACUACAACGGUCACCCCCAACGACACGCCCGCAAACCCACCUGUCAAAGGACACGGGUCAUCCUCCUCCUCCUCCUCUUCGUCGUCCUCUCUUUCCGUCCAAAAUCCUGCCACUGCCGCUAUCCCCGCAAAGAUCUGGCACAAAUGUGGCCACAAAGGCGUCAACGACGACGCCCGCAAACUGAUUGAUCAAUGGCUCGAGAAGAAUCCCAACUUCCGCCAUGAAGUCCUCACCGACGAGAGUGGCGACCAAUAUGUCCGCGAACACUACGCUGACUGGCCCGAGGUCGUCGACACCUUCAUGGCCCUAACCGUCCCCAUCCUCAAGGCCGACUUCCUGCGUGUCCUCAUCAUGUACGCCGAUGGCGGUAUCUGGAGCGACUUGGACGUUGCCUGCGAAGUGCCCGUCGCCGAAUGGAUCCCCAAGAAGCUCGCCAACGACCCUCUCCACCCGAUCAACGUCGUCGUGGGGAUCGAAUUCGACGGCUGGCAGUUCGCGAGCUGGACCGUCAUGGCGAAGCCGCGUCUCGCCCAUUUCGAGCGGACGAUCCGCUACGUGCUCGACCAGAUCCAGAAACUCGCAGCAGAUAACCACGUGUCCAUCCCCGCGAUCACAAAACCCAUGAUUCCGGACGUCGUGGCGGUGACCGGCCCGCAAGCGAUCACGAUCGCGCUCCUACAGUCCGUAUCCGCGGCGACGGGCCAGGACAUCCAAAAGCAGGCGAUCCUGAACCUGAAGGAGCCCACUCUGAUCGGGGAUAUCCUGGUCUUACCGCAGGCGGCUUUUGCGGCUCUUCAGGGUGGGUUCCCCAAGGAUCAGGGCCCUUAUUUGGUCUCUCACCAUUAUUCCGGGUCAUGGAAGAAUGAUGUGGGUGGCGAGGAGGGUGUGAAGCCGCCUAGCUCGUAAUAUAUGAAUAUCUUUUCUUUUGCAAUCAUACUAUUAUCUUCUUUAACGGUUAUUUGGAUGGACUGCGCCUUGGAAAAUAUUUUUAACUCAUUUUGGUGUGUGUGUGUGUGUUGGAAAUAGAAACGACUGGAUGCCUGGAAUCUUUGGUGUUGUACAUACAGAUCUUCCUACCCUUGACCUCGCUGACUGGGUACUAGUAAAUAAGCAAUAUUGGCCUGAGAUAUUUAGUUAACUUACUAUAGGAAUAGCUUUAAUUAAUUACCUCCAAUACUCAA